AAAGCUUGCAGAAAACUACAACUUUAAAACUCUAAACUUUUCUCAGCCACAGUGUGCAGGCUUAUCAGAUGGUAGAUUUUUGACAAAUCCCACACCAGGAAUUUAGAAGCAUGGGAAGUAGAGAAAUCAAAUCCCCUCAAGGGGUGGCUGAAACUCCCAGUGGAUUGGAUGAACGUUCAGAAUCAUUUCAGAGGAAGAAGCUCGGGAUGUUCUUCGUCGAAUCCGAUGAUCGGAGGACGGCGUUCGGGCGCGGUUACACCGGAGGAACAACUCCAGUUAACAUCCGUGGCAAACCCAUAGCUGAUCUUUCAAAGACUGGUGGCUGGAUUGCAGCCUUCUUCAUUUUUGGGAAUGAAAUGGCAGAGAGAAUGGCUUAUUUUGGGCUUUCAGUGAACAUGGUAGCCUUUAUGUUCUAUGUGAUGCAUAGGCCAUUUACCAGUUCCUCAAACGCAGUUAACAACUUCCUUGGCAUCUCACAAGCCUCCUCUGUUCUUGGCGGUUUCCUCGCCGAUGCAUAUCUCGGUCGGUAUUGGACGAUCGCGAUCUUCACGACCAUCUAUCUCGGGGGCUUGAUAGGAAUAACUCUAUGUGCUACAAUCAGUGCAUUUGUGCCAAACCAAGAGAAAUGUGACCAAUUGUUACUGCUUCUAGGGAAAUGUGAGCCAGCAAAGGGAUGGCAAAUGGCUUAUCUCUACACAGUCCUUUAUUUGACAGGCUUUGGGGCUGCUGGUAUAAGGCCUUGUGUGUCUUCUUUUGGGGCUGAUCAGUUUGAUGAAAGAAGUAAAGAUUACAAGGCUCAUCUUGAUCGCUUUUUCAACUUCUUUUACCUUUCUGUCACCAUUGGAGCCAUUGUGGCCUUCACUGCUGUUGUUUACAUACAAAUUCAGCAUGGAUGGGGGGCUGCUUUUGGCUCCCUAGCUGUAGCCAUGGGCUUUUCCAAUGUCGUCUUCUUUGUCGGUACUCCUUUGUACCGGCACCGGUUGCCCGGAGGUAGCCCUCUCACGAGACUCGCCCAGGUCCUCGUGGCGGCUUUCAGGAAGAGAAACACCUCGUUUUCUAGCAGCGAGUUGGUCGGCUUGUACGAGGUUCCUGGCAAGCAAUCUGCUAUCAAGGGUAGUGCAAAGAUCCUUCACUCUGAUCAUUUCAGAUGUCUGGACAAGGCGGCGUUGCAAUUAAAGGAAGAUGGAAGUGAUCCAAAUCCUUGGAGGCUUUGCACAGUGACUCAAGUUGAGGAAGUGAAAAUCCUUUUGAAGCUAAUUCCAAUACCAGCUUGCACGAUCAUGCUGAAUUUGGUUCUAACAGAGUAUCUCACUCUUUCAGUACAACAAGCAUAUACCUUAAACACUCACAUAGGCCGUCUUAAACUCCCUGUCACAUGCAUGCCAGUCUUCCCUGGCCUCAGCAUAUUCCUCAUACUCUCCCUCUACUACUCCAUAUUCGUUCCGAUCGCUCGACGCAUCACCGGCCACCCGCAUGGCGCCUCUCAGCUACAGAGAGUCGGCAUUGGCCUAGCGAUCUCGAUAGUCUCAGUCGCUUGGGGUGGGGUAUUUGAGAGAUACCGAAGAAACUACGCCAUCAAAAAUGGUUAUGAGGCCAGUUUUUUGACCCCUAUGCCCAACUUGAGUGCCUACUGGCUGCUAAUUCAGUAUUGUCUCAUUGGCAUAGCAGAAGUGUUUUGCAUCGUUGGGUUGCUCGAGUUCUUAUACGAGGAAGCCCCCGACGCCAUGAAGAGCAUCGGAUCAUCAUACGCCGCUCUCGCAGGCGGAUUGGGGUGCUUCGGGGCAUCGUUGUUGAACAGCAUUAUCAAAUCCGUCACCGGGAAUCCAAACCGGAGAAUCCCAUCUUGGCUUUCUCAAAAUAUCAACACGGGACGAUUUGACUACUUCUACUGGCUUCUCACAGUCAUGAGCUUCAUCAAUUUCUGCAUCUUCUUGUACUCAGCUCGAAGAUACAAGUACAGGAAACAGCAUGAGAUUGGAGAAGGAAUAAUGGAAAAUGGAAGAGAUAACAAGAUGUGAGAUUCAUCCACUUCCUUUCAAUAUUUUGGAAGAGUUUGAGUAGGAGAAAUUAUUCAACGUGACUGUUACACUUGAAUGAUUGAACGUUGGGUCAAAAAGGAUUUCUUAACCUAUCUGGUAGUACAUUUACUGCAGUAAAUUUGUUGGAUUAGAGUUGAGCAUUGGAAUUUAAUGCUGUAAUUCCAUUGACCAACCAAAAGGUAGUUGGCAAUUAUGAAGGAAUUAAAUGGUGGGCAGUGAGCAACACAGUGCCCAUUUUUCUCUU
Molecule: messenger RNA, 2283 nt
Organism: Momordica charantia (bitter melon)
Lineage: Eukaryota; Viridiplantae; Streptophyta; Magnoliopsida; Cucurbitales; Cucurbitaceae
Product: Major facilitator superfamily protein
Biological process (GO): transmembrane transport; oligopeptide transport
Cellular component (GO): membrane
Molecular function (GO): transmembrane transporter activity
Source: RefSeq, a predicted model, not a curated record